Messenger RNA from Lolium rigidum, 2274 nucleotides. RefSeq lists its product as uncharacterized. The record is from RefSeq and is a predicted model, not a curated record. Gene Ontology annotation, molecular function: protein binding. Gene Ontology annotation, biological process: cell surface receptor signaling pathway. The transcript has a single exon. Bases 33 to 1931 code for a protein of 632 amino acids. Lineage: Eukaryota; Viridiplantae; Streptophyta; Magnoliopsida; Poales; Poaceae.
GCACCAUACCACACCCCCCGCCGCCACCCAACAUGGACGACCUCAAGCAGAUCCUGGCGCGCCCGAUCCAGCUCUCCGACCAAGUAAUCAAGACCGCCGACGAGGCCUACACCUUCCGACAAGAGUGCACGGACCUCAAAUCCAAGGUCGAGCGCCUCGCCGCCCUCCUCCGCCAAGCGGCCCGCGCGGACCUCUACGAGCGCCCAGCCCGCCGCAUCUUCGACGACACGGAAAAAGCCCUCGACAAGGCCCUCGCCCUCGUCGACAAGUGCCGCGCGCACGGCCUAGUCCGCCGCGUCUUCACCAUCAUCCCGGCGGGGUCCUUCAAAAAGAUGUCCAACCAGCUCGACAACUCCACGGGGGACCUCUCCUGGCUGCUUCGCGUGUCCGCCUCCACCUCCUCCAACCCCGACGACUUCGACGACGCGCACAUCGGGCUGCCCCCCAUCGCGCAGAACGAGCCCAUCCUCUUCCUCAUCUGGGAGCAGAUCGCCGUCCUCUACACCGGCGACCUCGACGCGCGCGCCGACGCCGCCGCCAGCCUCGUGUCGCUCGCCCGCGACUCGGACCGCUACUCCAAGCUCAUCAUCGAGGAGGACGGGGUGCCGCCGCUGCUCAGGCUCGUCAAGGAGGGCCGCCCCGAGGGGCAGGAGAGCGCGGCCCUCGCCAUCGGCCUCCUCGGCCGCGACCCCGAGUGCGUCGAGCAGAUCGUGCUGGCGGGGGCGUGUGCGGCGUUUGCGAAGGUGCUCAAGGACGGGCCCAUGAAGGUCCAGGCCAUGGUGGCCUGGGCUGUCUCUGAGCUCGCUGCUAACCACCCCAAGUGCCAGGACGCCUUCGCGCAGCACAACGUCAUUCGCUUGCUCGUCGGGCACCUCGCGUUCGAGACCGUCCAGGAGCACUCCAAGUACGCCGUCACAUCCAAGUUGUCCAUACAUUCCGUCGUCAUGGACAAGAAGAACAUCAACGGCGGUGCUGUGCCGGACUUGCUCUCUGCCGGCGCUGGCUCCCAGAGCAAGACCGAGAUGCACAGCCUCGUGAUGCAGUCCACCAUGGCCACGACAUCGAACAACCUCACCAAGAGCAUCGGCAGCAACGGCGGAUCCACCGGAUCCAAGCAGCACAACUCCACCUCGCUCUCCGGAUCCGCCGCCAGGGGCAGGGACCUGGAGGACCCGGAGACGAAAGCCUACAUGAAGGCCAACGCCGCGAAAGCCCUCUGGCAGCUCGCCAAGGGCAACGCGGCCAUCUGCAAGAGCAUCACCGAGUCGCGGGCGCUGCUCUGCUUCGCCGUCCUCCUCGAGAAGGGCGAGGGCGAGGUGCAGUACAACUCCGCCAUGGCGCUCAUGGAGAUCUGCGCCGUCGCCGAGCAGAACUCCGACCUGCGCCGCUCCGCCUUCAAGCCCACCUCGCCCGCCGCGCGCGCCGUCGUCGACCAGCUCCUUCGCGUCGUCGACAAGGCCGACUACGACGACCUGCUCGUCCCCUGCAUCGUCUCGCUCGGCUGCCUCUCCAGGACCUUCCGCGCCACCGAGACCCGGAUCAUCGCGCCGCUCGUCAAACUCCUCGACGAGCGGGAGGCCGACGUCUCCCGGGAGGCCGCCAUGGCGCUCACCAAGUUCGCCUGCACCGACAACUACCUGCGCGUCGACCAUUCCAAGGCCAUCAUCGAGGCCGGCGGCGCAAAGCAUCUUGUUCAGCUCGUCUACUUCGGGGAGCAGGCGGUGCAGCUCGCCGCGCUCACCCUUGUGUGCUACAUUGCGCAAAGCGUCCCUGACAGCGAGGAGCUGGCGCAGGCGGAGAUCCUCACCGUGCUCGAAUGGGCAUCCAAGCAGGCCUACAUGAUGCAGGACCCGACCAUCGAGACCUUGUUGCCGGAGGCCAAGAUCAGGCUCGAGCUCUACCAGUCCAGAGGCGCGAAAGCCUACUACUAGCGGAGCCCGCUGUCUUCUUCUUUACAAUGUCCGAGCACUGUAUAUACACCGAUCGAGCGGCUUCUAUGUAUACUCUGGCUCAACCCUUUUUGAUCCCGAACAUGGCGAAGGCCGAUGUUGCAUCUUUGGUUGGUUGGGUUCUCGAUACAUGGAUGGAGGUAAUUUUGUUUCAGAUGUCCUGGAUGGGAGAGGGGGUUUGUAGGCGUGCGCGCGCGUACAUAACUUGGGUUGCUUUGUGGUGGCAUAGUUUUGGGAGAUUAAUUAGCAUCGUGUACUCUCUUUGGUCUAAUGAUGUAUCAUGUAUAUUACAUUUUCACCUUUCUAUCAGAGAAAAUUUCAUGAA